GGCGGCAGGGGUACCACAGAAUCAGAUACCCUGUGGAACCCUAAACCAGUCACACAUGGCGCUCCUGCAUUACUAAUACAGGGGCGCAGCUAGCUGCCUUGACAAGGGAGGAUCAACGGAGCUCUCUUUAAUUCAUUAGAUUCAGAAACGCUGUGGCCUAGCUCUGCAGCCUCAGGAAGGGGAGGAUUGUUCGCUUCAGGUGACUGCCGCCAUCCUUACUCCGCAUACUUGUGGCAGCACCUUGCAAGGAAAGAUCUUCAAGUCCUCGUCCUGACUCCAGCCAACGAGCCCUGGAAACUAAAAAGCUGGUUACAGGCAUGGCGGAGAACCCGAAAUGUCCUGGCCAGGUUGUGUGGGUCAGCAGCAGCGAACCCCUCCAUCAAGAGAGCUCUCUCCCCCCCCUGCAAGAGGACUCCUUCGACGACCUUCCCGAAUUGAUUGAGGCAGAGUCAGACUCAGAUUCAGAGGGGGUCCCCGAGCUCGUUGCUGACCUCAGCGAGGUGUCUGACUAUGAUGACAUGCCCGAGCUCGGGAGCGACAGCGACGAUGACGUCAGCGAUGACGACGAGCCCCCGCCUCUAGUUGGAGAAGACAGCGACGACGAAGACGAUUUGCCUGAGCUCAUUGCCUUCGAUGAUGAGGAGGAUUCUAAAGAGAAGUAUGAGCUGUUGAUCGCGACUGCGGGGGCCCGUCGGAGCUCCCCAUACCGUUCUCUGACGCAACAACCUUGCUGGCUUGAGAAGAGUGCGAUCGGGAACCUGGAGGGCUUUGGCGGGGGUGAUGUGACUUCGGGCGAGUCAUCUCCUUGGAAUAUGGCAUUAGCACAAUAUCAGAGCAAGGUUGGCAACCCGCUUGUGGUCAUCACUGACUCGGUGGGAGAAGAAACGCUAUCAAAUGAAAGUCUGAGGCGCCCGGUGGAGUGCCCCAGGCUCGGAGACCAGGGGCUCGUCAAGGGCGAGGAGCGCACGGUGGUUUUCCCUGGGGGAGCCAAGCAAGCGGAGCCGCAGGAGUGGUCGACCGGCCUGUUUGACUGCUGCUUGGACGUGCCGACAUGCCUCCUCGGCGCGCUCUGCCCGUGCGUCCUCUACGGCCAGACCCACCGCCUCGUCACCGGCCGCUCCUGCAUGACGUCAGCGCUCGCGCAGUUUUUCGCCGUGCUGGGGGGGGCCUUGUUGGGGGGCUGCUUCCUGUGCCACUGGGGCUACGCGCCGUGCGCCGCUGCCCCCCUGAGGAGCGUGAUUCGCGGCAAGUACGGGCUGGCUGCGACGGGGCCGUUUGAGCUGGCGAGCGAGGCGGAGGGCCGGCUGGCCGACUGCUUCGUGCACUACUGGUGCCACCCAUGCGCGCUCUGCCAGGAGUACCGGGAGGUUAAAUUCCGCACGAAGCUUGAAACCGGGGGCACCUACACAGCACCCCCGGUCGUUGAAGAAAUGGAGAAGCGGGUUAUUGCGGAACCCGUCAAGAGCGCCGGCGUCAAGGAGGAAGCCGGGGGCGUUUACUACACCCUUCUGGCUGGGGAAUAUAAGGGCGCCGUUGUUUGAGGUAGAAGUAGUUGGAAGGGCAAUACAUCUGAUAAUGGAGUUCAAUCUCGUCGGCACAGAAUGAUGACAUUCCGUCAUUGAAAGGUCUUGGGCGUUGGGCGUUUUGCUGGCUGCGGUCGGAAGAAAAGUUGAGCUAGCCCGCACUUGAUAGAGCGGAGCGAUGCGAUUGGCGUGGUUCUGAUCGCUGAACAUUUAGGAGACCGGACUGCAUUCGUCAACGGCCUGGUCUGGACGAUAGCACGACUGCUGACAAGUUGGUCUUGUACAUAGGGUUAAAUGAAACUUCCCAGGCUUUGGUUAACAUCAAUAGCCUGCUCAUGGUCAUUUCAACUUUCUUUUCGUAGAUCGUGCAAUAGAGCAUUGAAGGCCCGUUGGACAGUGGAUCAUCUGUUCAAAGAAAAAGAUUGGACCGGGCUUAAAACGGGACUCGAUCCUUCCGACGAGCCUUACUUUCAGGCAUCGAAUGUAGUCUGCUUGACC
Klebsormidium nitens is the source of this 2021-nucleotide messenger RNA. Lineage: Eukaryota; Viridiplantae; Streptophyta; Klebsormidiophyceae; Klebsormidiales; Klebsormidiaceae. The record is from the annotation of a GenBank genome assembly.